Trichechus manatus latirostris (Florida manatee) is the source of this 1542-nucleotide messenger RNA. It is a transcript of the gene TP53I13, whose product is annotated as tumor protein p53 inducible protein 13. Lineage: Eukaryota; Metazoa; Chordata; Mammalia; Sirenia; Trichechidae. The record is from RefSeq and is a predicted model, not a curated record. Gene Ontology annotation, cellular component: cytoplasm.
AUGCGCUGGGGCGAAUCCCCGGGCGACGAAGGCGGUCCCCGCUGGCCCUCCAGCACAGCGCGCGCGGGCCGGGCUCAAAAACUUUUCCGGCUUCAGGUGGUGGCUGAUCCGGCGGAGGAGGCAGGAGCCCGUUGUCCCGAGGGCCCAUGGCCUCUGCCCCCACAGGUGUCACCAAGAGUGAGGUAUACACGGAUGAUCCCAGGGCUGGCUGAGGAUGUUAGCUUCCUGUACCACCCCUGUGCCCACCCCUGGCUGAAGAUUCAGCUUGCCCUCCUGGCCCGUGUCUGUGUGGCUCGGCCCUCACUGGCCCCUGACUCCAGCCUCACUCAGGAUCGGCCCUUGGUACUGACAGCGUGGGGGGCGGCACUGGAGAUGGCAUGGGUGGAGCCAGCCUGGGCUGCCCACUGGCUGAAGUGGAGGCGGUGGAGGAAGAAGAAAGCAUGGUUCCACUCUGACGGCCUUUCUGGGCCCUCUCCCUUCGUGCCGACCCCAGGCAGAGGGCGGCUGUGCAGGAGAGGGUGUGUGCAGGCCCCGGCUUUGGCCUUUGCUCUGCGAAGCUGGCGGCCCCCAGGGACAGAGGUGGCACCUCGAGGGCCCGGGCAGUCCUCCCCAGAUGGUGCCAAGAGGCGGGGGCUGCGGGCUGCCCUUCGUCUCCAGCCCACCCCCUCAGCCUCAAAGCUCUCCUCUGCUUCUCAACAGAACUGGGAGGCCAAGCAGCCCACAUUGGGCACCCUGCGUGAGGGGGGUAAUGCCCCAUCAGUGCCCACUGCCUCCCCGCCGCCUGGGGGGCCUGAAGGCAAUGCCAGCUCUAGGACAGAGGCUCAGGGAUCCAAAGGUCAAGGCAGCCCAGGGGGCUGUGCCUGUCCCAACCAGGCUUCCCCAGCCCCUCGGGCAGCAGCGCCUCCACGGGCCGCCAGGGGCCCCACCCCACGCACGGAGGAGGCUGCCUGGGCUGCCACUGCCCUGACCUUCCUGUUGGUGCUGCUCACCCUGGCCACGCUCUGCACGCGGCUACACCGAAACUUCCGACGCGGGGAGAGCAUCUACUGGGGGCCCACGGAGGACAGCCAGGACACAGUGGCCGCUGUGCUGAAGCGGAGGCUGCUGAUGCCCCCACGCCGGGUUAAGCGCUCGCGCCGGAGACCCCUCCUCCCACCCACGCCAGACAGCGGCCCGGACGCGGACAGCACGGACUGACCUGGCCCCAGGCCUGCCACAGUGGCAGCCGGGCUCCUCCUCCGGUGGGGAGGCCGCGACCUCUGCCACGUGGACCGUGCGCAGGGGGCCCCCUAGCGGCCAGAUGGAGCAGUCCGGUCUCAGCAUGGCGAAAGCUUGCUUUCUCAAUUUGAGGGAGAAGUCCGGGGAUAAAGAGGAGCCUUUUCAACCUCCCUUGCCAAAACUCCCUGUUUCUAAUUAAAUUAUUUUAGUAGAGUCUUGAGUUGAGCUUGUGCAUCUGUCACAGACACACUCCCAUCUAGGACACUGGUCCUAGACCAUGUAUGUUGUGUUUGGGGACCCACCAACUGGCCUUAUACAAAGAUA